Messenger RNA from Funneliformis geosporum, 1605 nucleotides. Lineage: Eukaryota; Fungi; Glomeromycota; Glomeromycetes; Glomerales; Glomeraceae. The record is from the annotation of a GenBank genome assembly.
AUGGCUCUAUUAUGCUUAAACAUUACAACGAUUGACUGGAUAACAGUCUCGUUUUUGGUCAUAGGAGCUUACGUUUUACGAUAUUAUUAUAAUUAUUUUACGCGUAAAAAUCCUCUUCCUGGACCAAUUCCGUUCCCUAUUGUUGGAAACUUGUUACAACUCGGUCUAGAUGGUACGAAGAUAGCAAAGCAUUUAGAUUCAAAAUAUGGGAAUAUAUCUGAAGUAUAUUUUGGUUCGAAUCGAUCCAUUUUUAUAUCAGGAUUAGAUGAGGUGGAAAAAAUCUAUUCUCCUACGUCCAUCAAGAAAAAUGAUUUUAUUUAUAGGUUGCCACCAAAUAAAGGAAUUAAUGAAAUAGGUUUGGAAAAAAAUGGAUUGAUGUUUAAUAGAGAUAUAAAAGAUUGGAGUAUUAAUCGCAAAAUACUUUCUCAAACCUUGAUGUCUAGGGUAUUUUUAAGGAAUACAAUUAAAUUGAUUGAAAAAAAUUGUGAUGAAUUAUUUCAAUAUUGGGAUUUAUUUGGUGUCGCCGAACAUGAUAAUUGUACCGUGAUUGAAGUGCCAAAGUGGACGAGAGCGUUUACUAAUGAUUUAAUCAUUGAAACCACCAUUAGUAAGAAAAGUUAUGCCAAAGCAAAUUAUUUUAAUCGUUUAAGUGACAAAAAACUUGACAUUCCUCAACAUCUUUUAAAGCAAUCCGGUGAUCUCAUUGAUAACCUUUUUGCUGCCUUAAAGGGUGGAAUGUUUAUCAUUAACGUGCCAAGUUGUAUUAGACACACAAUUUUUAAAUAUUUAAACGAUAUGAUUAUUGGUUUAUUUUAUCGAGUUGAAGAUGUUAUUAGUAAAAGGGUUAAAGAAAGGCGUCAAGAGAUAGAAGCGAUGUCCGUCGAAAAAGAAUUACCAUCGGAUCUUUUGACCAUGAUGAUUACGACGAACACAUCACGUGAUCAAAAUAAAAUUAGGUUGGGGGAUUAUUCCGAACCUUUAUCUGACAUUUCAAUCUGUAAGAUUAUAGUGGAAUUAAUUAUUGGAGGAACUGAUACUACUAUGGCCACGAUAUCUUUCGUCUUGGCUUAUCUUUGUAAUCAUCCUAAAGUCAAAGAUCAGUUGAUUAAAGAAAUUGAACAAGUUUAUGGUGUAAAUUUAUCACCAACAAUUACAAUUGAAUCACUUGAUAAACUUCGUUACUGUGAGGCUGUUAUUCAUGAAACUGCUCGUAUUUGUCCGGUAAAUGAAGUAUUCUUUAGAACGUCAAAUAAUCGAGUUGAACUUUGUGGGUAUACUUUUGAACCGGGAACAAUGUUUUGGACAAAUUUUUAUAGUCUUAAUAAUAAUGAAAAUUAUUGGGUUGAACCAGAUGCAUUUAAUCCUGAUAGAUUCUUGGAUAAUGAUUUGAAAAAGCUAAAAGCUUUCUAUCAAUUCGGUGGGGGAGUUAGGCAUUGUCCUGGUAGAUUACUUGUUAUGGCACAACUUAAAUCUUUCCUUGUACGAUUCUUUUCAAAGUAUGAUAUCGAAUCAACUAUUUCAAAUCAGCCUAUUAUAAAAGGUUUUGCCGGUGGUAUCACAUAUUGUGAGAAAUUUGAUGUUUAUAUUAGACCUAAAAAAAUUUGA